Haemonchus placei is the source of this 339-nucleotide messenger RNA. NCBI's taxonomy places the organism in Eukaryota, Metazoa, Nematoda, Chromadorea, Rhabditida, Trichostrongylidae. The record is from the annotation of a GenBank genome assembly.
AUUGUGCGUAUUCUUGCGUUUUGCCAUGCACUGGGAAUAGUUGUACGUAAUCUAAAACCACGUAAGCUCGUGUUCGAUCAGCAGAAUCGUGUACGUUUGGAAAACGUACUAGAUUGCAUCGUUUGCGAUAAUCCAUCGGACGACCGCAUGGUGGUGAAUCGUGCUACUAAUUUCUCCGGUAAAGCGUGUGAUGUGUGGAGUCUCGGUAUACUACUUUAUCUUUUGCUGCUUGGUCGAUACCCUUUUUAUGACGAGACCCCAGCUGGUGUGUUUUCAAAGAUUCGUGUGGCCAAGGUGGUCCUUCCUCCGGAUGUGCAUCUGAGCGCCGGCGGUGAGUAG